Molecule: messenger RNA, 6638 nt
Organism: Anastrepha ludens (Mexican fruit fly)
Lineage: Eukaryota; Metazoa; Arthropoda; Insecta; Diptera; Tephritidae
Exons: 3
Coding region: 1405-3126 (573 amino acids)
Cellular component (GO): cytoplasm
Source: RefSeq, a predicted model, not a curated record
UUGAAUUUAGUCGUAUGUGAUAAAGAAGGGUGGCACGUGUGUUUAAUGUUGUGUGUAUAAAUAAUUAUUUGUUUGUUGGAGAAAAAGUAUAACUAUAAUUAAACUUGUUUAUAAUUUUGUUUAUAUCACACGAAGUCGGAUAUUCGAAAGUUUUUGAAUGCUAAUGGUGUAGUUUUGUUGAGGCAAAUGAUAAGCCCCAAACCCGAAUACUCGAGUUUGAUUUUUCUCCAAUAAAUUUUCAAGAUAAAUGAGGCCACUGCUUCCAAUAGCAAUUGGCAAUAGAUAAUAUACUCGUAUAUUUGAAUGACAACAGAGAAUCUCAACGGCACCGUACUCAACUAUGAAUGUGUGCGCACUCAUAUAUAUUUGUUUUAAAUCUUUUCGACCAAAUUGAUUACAUUUUGGAGCAGUGGGCGUGUGCUAACUCCACUUAUCAAGCAAAUGUUUGGUUAAAGUCAUGUCAUGAGCGCCCUUAUAACGGGAAUUUAAGUGGAGACUGGAACAUUUUUGUUCAUAAAAUGCCCAGCAGUGAAGCUUGUGUAAACAAACUGCUGACGGAAAUACAGGAGUCGGUGCUUGUGUACAUAGCAGAGUCGUUGUUGCACACAUAGGUGUAUGUGUGUUGAAAGCUAAACAGUGGAUGAACUGGUGUAUAUAUACAAAAAUGUAUUGCUUUCAUAAAAGAAUAAAGAUAGCAUAAAAUAGGAUGAAGCAUUGAAUGGAAGCAGAUGAUUUGUGAUUUUAAAAAAAUUCAAAUAAGGGAUAAGUACUGAAUGUUUUUCAGUGAAACUCAUAUGCGUAAAUAACGAAACUGAAAAGUUGUAAGGAAGAAAACAUUUAAACUCAGUUAAAAUUUCCGUAAAAUGUGGAUCAAAAUCACCAUAUAGUUUACUAUUAUUAUCAAAAAUGCAUGCAUCACAGAAGCGAAAAAACGUCGCCAUAAGUAUUAGUAUAUCUAAAUAAAAAAAACGACGUUAUUAUAACAUAAAAUGUUUCUACCGACGUUCCUCAACACGGCCAUGCAAAUACAUAUGUAUAUGUAAAUACCAUUUUAAAUCAGACUACACAAUGAAGCUUUAGUUGCCUUAAAAGCUAAAGGAUUUUCCCUUCAGAUGUACUGGAGUGAUAAAGAAAACUAUCAUGUUGCGCUGGUGAAGUAAAGUUUUUCUAUUGCCUUUGUUCGUACUUUUUUGCGAGCCGUAUGAACACAAAUCUGUUCGCAGAUAGUGCCAACGAGUGUGGCAUAUUCAUUCAAUUAAAAAGAGGUAGUUGAAGCGAGUUUUCGUUCGGAACAUAGACGUCAAAAUCAGCUGCCAGUUAAGAGUGUUGGAGUUCUGGGAGUGCUUUGGAAUCAGUCUUACGGCGAGUAAAUUGCAAGAAUAAAGGUACAAAGUAGGUAAUAUUAUGUCUGGUUUUGUCAGCGACACUGGAACGUCGGCCGAUUUGGACAUCAAUAGCAGAGUAGUGGCGGUGGUUUCUGCAACUUCGGUGGUAACAGUUGUGGCGACCACGUUUGUUAGUUCUUCUAAUCAAACGGACGCCAAAAGUCCAUGCAUACAAAUGGAAAUGUCUGCUGCAUCACCGAUUCGUUGCUCUCAGGUGACGGAUGCAAAUAAUGAUUUAAAUAAUGAAGAUAACUCUGUUCACGACAAUGGGAACACCAUGAACCUUUCAUUAAUGCAAACAUCACCACCACCUCAUAGUUAUCGGCAUUCACGAGCCUACCGUCAUUUUAAGAAUCCACCACAGCCACAUAUGUGCAUUCGCACAACCACAGAGACAGGUGAAGAACUUUUUAUUAAUGUACUAAGUUGGACGCGAAUCGUAAUACCACAAGAACCCACUGAUCCUAUACCUUUGUACGGUGGAAUGCGGGUGCCUCCAGGAAGUCCACGCAGUCCCCCGAUUGUUUUUGCUGUUAUGGCGAAUCCGGAAGUGCUGAAAGAUUCAGGGCGCCACAGCAAAGACCCAGAGGAGCGCAGGGCUAUGGUGGAAUUAAUGUGUGAUUUUGUAGAAGCAAUGAAUCCUGGUGUGAAAUUAGUAAGGAACGCUGUUAUUUUGAAAGAUCGUGAUAUAUCUGGAGAGCUAAAAGACGUAUGGAAUGCGGUACAAGCUCAAAGAGAUCGAGAACGGGAAGAACAAAUGCUUCAGCAACGCCAACAACAACACUUUCACAACGUCACCACCCAACAAAUGUUUCCAAAAUCUGCGGAAUCUAUAAGAAUUUCUGAAGAGAAGCAGAAUAGUGUCAUUAAUCCAGAAAAGGUGGACAAAGUUCCCCUAGAUAGUCUAGUUGAAAGAUCCAUAGCAGUAAGAGAUUCUGCUCCGUCAGAAAGUAAAAUUUCAAGUGCAGUGCAAGAUUACGAACUUAGCAGAAUAGACGCCACGAAAAUUAACCACCUUAAAGCAAAAAAUGCAUUAUGUGCCAAGGUUUCAAUCGAGGAAAAUGCAAGUGGAGGUGAAAAUGCGUUUAGUACAUACGUUGACGGAAAGGACCAAAUCGAUGCUACUGACAAGUUGUCCUCAAAACUCAGUGCCAAUGGUAAUAUGGAAGCAUCUGUGAAACCACUAUCUGGUACAGAGACAAUUGGAGAAGACAAUACUGAGAGUAAGGGUACUCAAUCUGGAAACCACUCUCUUUCGCCUUCUAGUACAGUGGUUACGGCAGUAGCACCUGUUAUCAUAAAAAACACAAUCGCAGGUGCCGAGACUCUUUCAACUUCCAAUUCUACAAAAAUUGUCACGCUGGUUUCUGCUACAGCUUCAACGACAACUUCCACAAAAAAGGAUAAACUAGUUGGAUUUUUACCUAACGGAUGUAUAUUUCCCCGGUUUAAGAAUUACAAAAACAAAGAAAAGGACAAGGACAAAGAAAAGGAGACCAAAACAAAGGAAAAAACUCUCCUGAAUGCUUUAAAAAAAAGUAAAGAUAAAAAAGUUGCUCCUAUUGAAAAUUGUGAAAAAACAUCGGGGGAAACUGAUCAAAAAAUAAAUUAUGAAAAGAACUGCAGUCACUUGGAGAACGAGGUACAAAAGUUGGAUCUGAAUAAAAUCGAAACAUCCGCUAGUGGCGACAAUAUGUUUGUUAAGCUGAAACUGGCUGCCACCUCGGCGACAGCAAAAUAGGCAGGUAUUGUCCUUCGUUUUUUUUUUUUUUUUUUCUUUUUGCAUUUAUAUUUUUAUGUAUGUAUGUAGGUAUAAAAUUUUGCAUAGACAAGAAUAGACUUGGUCAGUUUAACGAGUUUGGGGAAACAUUUGUUAUAUUUUUGCAAGACUUUUCACAAUAUUAGAUCACAAACGCAAUUAAUCUAUCAUAAAACAGCCAUACAUAUGAAUGCAUGUUUACAUGUCUUCACAAACAUAUAAGCGAACAAGAACACCACAGAAUAAAAAUCGCAAUAUAUUUGUAUGUAUGUAAUUCAUACAUAUCUUUAUCGUGUUUAAGGUUGAAUAACUUUAUUAAUCUUAUCAAAACGAGAAUCUUUGCCUAAUUGAAAAAUUGGUUUCGUUUUCUUAUACUCACAGUAUGUAAGGCAAAUGUUCAAAUUUAAUUUAAAUUAUAUUAUAUUAUAUAAGUAUACAGUAUUACCAUCCCUUGCUUAUUCACUAAACUCCAAUUUGUUGAGGUAACUAGCACGUGGCAUUUUUUUUUUUUUUUGUUAAAUAUAGUUUGUACUGAUUUUCAUUUAUAAAUUUUAGAUGAGAAAAAUAAGACUCACAAAAAUGUUACCACAGAAGACUCAAUCCAGAUGUAUUUAAAUCACGCUGACAAAACAGAAUAAUUUAAAGAUACAUAGUUAAAUUGGUUUUCUUUAAACACGAAAUGUUAUGACAACAACGUGUAAAUUUACCAAAAUUUGAAGUGUUCGUAUUUUUAUUCUAUAUAUUUUUCCUAAGAGACUGAAAUUCGGAUAUUAUUAUUGGACAUCAAUAUUAAGCUCAUUUUGUAAAAAUUAAAACGAAUAUGUUAUUUAUUUAUUUUAUUUCUAUUCACACUUUAAGUAUUAAAUUAAAACUGAAAUAAGUUUGAUUUUGCAAUUUAAAAUUCAGGUGCGAGCUUUGGCAGCUAUCGGGCCCUAAAUGCAUGCAGUAAUGCGCUCGAAAAUAAGAUUGUUACUUCAAAUGUAAAAUAUGUACAGUGGUGGUCUUCUUAUUAGAAACGACUUUGCAACAACUAUUUUUGUAAUACAUUUUGAGACUUAAUUUCACCACAUUACCCCCUUGUGAUUGUUGCAAAGAAUUGAAAAUAAUUGAAUUUUCAACACUUAUAACGCCAUUAAAAAGUAACACCAUAUAACGCUAUUAAACACAAUAAAUCAAUUUAACGAAUUCAGAAUAUUUGCUCUCAAUCACUAUGGGGGAAAACCUCCGAAAAGCUAAAUUUGUCCGAUUACCUGGUACUCCCAUCAGAGAAAAUUGCAUAUCGCAAAGGAUUAAAAUCAGUAGUUAUAAAAAGUAAAAGAACACCAAAUAGGCAUUGAGUUUAAAAUAAAAAAAAUCAUGAUGAUUUUGCUCCUUUAAUUGAAAAAAUUCUUUAUUUCACGAGUUUUUUCCGUUGGGUUGAAAUUAGGACUUUGCGGUGUCUAGUCCAAAGCAUCAAAAUUUUGAUCUUAAAGCCAACACUUCACUAAUCUUGAAGUGCUCUAUGAAUUUUUAGAGAACCAAGAAUGGAUUAUAAUUACUCUUGUUGUUGUUUUUUUAACAGUCAUUACUCUCCUAUUUUCUGCUGGAGUUAUAUUAUUAAUCUGUGCUGCCUUCCUGUGAUUUCAAACUGCUUUGGCUUAUUGUGCGAGUGAAUUACUCCAAAUAAUAUUCUUUUGAUAUCUCCAUAAAAAAUAGGUUGAAGGUAAUCUUGUCAGCGGCCUUGUAAUGGAAUUAAAGUUAUGGGACGCGAAGUGCAGAAAAAUCGGCAUUGACAGUUGUUCAUUUUGCCUACACUGAUCGAUUAGCUCUCUAAUUAUUGAAGUACAUAACUUUUUUUACCCAUUUCCAAAACUAAAAUAUAUCAAAGUUGUUAUUAAUUUAUGGUUGAUUGAUCAUUGAUUGUCACGCGGCACACAAAAAACCAUUCGUCAGUCCAAGUGUAAAGGUGCACUCAUUUUAUCACUAACACAAAGAUGAGUACAUAAAAAAAAAAAAAAUGCAAGUUUCAUUGUCCCCAGCAAAAAAACGAUGGCUUAAAACUGCAGGCCCUCCAUUUGAGGAACAACAUAAAGACGCAACACCACAAAUAGGAGGAGUAGCUCGGCAAACACCUAACAGAAGUGUACGUGCCAUUUUUUUUUUUUAUUUAUUAAGAAUUUGUUUCUAGUUUUUCCUAUCUACCUUAAUCCAGUUGUCGCCUAAUUGCGUUAUAUUUAAAUGGUGCUGUAUCCUCCAACACGAAACAUAACAUUCUACUAAGUGCGUCGAUUGCCUUCAUUCUGCAGAAACAAAGCCCAACGUGACACUUAAUGGAAUGCCAUGUUUCUUAAGUAUCUUCAUAAAUGUAUUGCAGUCAAUGACGAUCUUGAAUUUAGUACUUAUAAAGUAAACUUAGAUUUCUGCAGUUUCACAAUGAUCACUAGAAUUUCCAACGCAUAUGAGUGGAAUGUCUUCUCGAAAGGUUCCGUCUUCCUACUCAUAUUGAACUAGAUGAAAUUCUUCGAAGUCCCUUUGCAGUAAAACCAUGCCAUAUCCCUACAUAAUUGGAGCAAUGUGAACUUUACCGACUGUCUUAGGAUUAUAUAAAGUCCAAACUUUGGCAUUAGUCAAACCCACUUUGAGUUGUUGAAAUCCAGUGAACUCUGCAUCCCCCAAUAAAAUUUUCGCGUCGUUACCUAGAAGCUCGAACAGAGACUUUACUCCUGCACUAUGACGUUAAUUCUAAGAAAAUUUAUCCCAGAAAUUCGAGCUGCCUCUUCAAUAACUGCCACUUGCACUAUUUUAUUUUUAUUCCACUUACUGCUGUUGUAUUGGAAAUACGAAGUGGAACGUAAAGGAACUUAUAUUGACUACUAUGUGUCGCAAAUGAUAAGUUCUUUCUCGAAAUUUGUUUCCAAGGACGUGAAAGAACCCGUUCGGCAAAGCUAGAAUGCCUUCUAGUCCUAGCAAGACGUCAUCCAUCAGUGGUAUUAGAACAUUGUAUCUGAAUGUUUUCAUUCACUUGGCGGUAACCAUAUCUGGGUAUUUUACUCUUAAGGUUUUUCGACACCGAAACAAUAGAUGAAGCGUAUCCGGUUGGAUAAUGCCUUCAUCAAGUCACUUCAAAGUCUUCGUAUCUACACAACAUCUAUCCUAGUACGAUAAUCUCCAUGGCCUUUGAAAUACCUGCUGUGGAUCUACAUUGGUGAACUUGUGUUUCGGGUAGAGACAUAAUCUUUGAUCAACGACAUAACUUCGCUCGCUUUGAUGCAUUGCUUCUGGUCAACACUACUUCGAGCUUUGUCAACUUUACUUUAUCGUCCUUAUAUUUCACAUCUACCGAUUUUAAAAUGUCUUUACCAAUAAUAACACCAAAUCUUAAAUCUCUCUCGUUCAUUAAAUUUACCUUUGAGUGGAAACUGCCUAACAUUGCACGUAUUUCAACUAUAUGAACUUAGAUGGACAAAAGCCUAAAUAAACCGAUGUUCAUUUUGCCUUUUCUCUAAUAGCGGAUA